Messenger RNA from Peromyscus californicus insignis, 3741 nucleotides. RefSeq names its product kinesin-like protein KIF19. The transcript has 20 exons. Gene Ontology annotation, biological process: microtubule-based movement. Lineage: Eukaryota; Metazoa; Chordata; Mammalia; Rodentia; Cricetidae. The record is from RefSeq and is a predicted model, not a curated record. Bases 53 to 2977 code for a protein of 974 amino acids. Gene Ontology annotation, molecular function: ATP binding; microtubule motor activity; microtubule binding.
UUGCCUCCGACUCUGCUAUGUUAGCUGGGGACCUCCAGUUCUGACCUGCAGCAUGCCCUCCCACCAGACCGCAGACCCCUCUCCAGCCCGGGGCAGCCCAGCCCUGAGGGAGAUGGAACCCAAGGACCAGCAGCUCAUGGUGGCGCUUCGGAUCCGUCCACUCAACAGUGCAGAACUGGAGGAAGGGGCCACCGUCAUAGCCCACAAAGUGGGGGACCAGGUGGUUGUACUCAUGGAUCCAGGCGAAGACCCAGAGGACACACUUCGUGCACACCGGUCCCGGGAACGUACCUUUAUAUUUGACACAGUGUUUGACCAGCAUGCAUCUCAGGAAGCUGUUUACCAUGCCACCAUCCAGCAUUUAGUGGAGGGCGUCAUCUCUGGAUACAAUGCGACAGUUUUUGCCUAUGGCCCCUCAGGUGCGGGGAAGACCCACACCAUGCUGGGCAUGGAUGCGGAGCCUGGCAUCUACCUGCAGACCCUCACUGACCUCUUCCAGGCCAUCGAGGAGACCCAGGACAACAUGGAAUAUAGUGUGUCUAUGUCUUACCUGGAGAUUUAUAACGAAGUCAUCCGUGACCUCCUGAAUCCAUCUUCUGGGUUUCUGGAGCUGAGAGAAGAUUCUAGAGGCAGCAUCCAAAUUGCAGGCAUCACAGAAGUAUCCACCUCAAAUGCUCAAGAGAUCAUGCAGCUACUAACCAAAGGCAACCGGCAGCGUACCCAGGAGCCCACAGCUACCAACAAGACUUCAUCCCGCUCCCAUGCCGUACUGCAGGUCACUGUGCACCAGAAAAGCCGAAGUGGCGACCUGGCAGAGGAAGUGCGCCUCGGGAGGCUCUUCAUGGUGGACCUGGCAGGCGCGGAGCGUGCAGCCCAGACUCAGAACCGAGGCAAGAGAAUGAAGGAGGGUGCACACAUCAACCGCUCCCUGCUGGCCCUGGGCAACUGCAUCAACGCACUCAGCGAGAAGGGCGGCAGCCGCGCUCAGUACGUGAACUUCCGCGACAGCAAACUCACGCGCCUGCUGAAGGAUGCCCUGGGAGGCAACAGCCGCACAGUGAUGAUUGCUCACAUCAGCCCGGCCAGCACAAGUUUUGAGGAGUCAAGAACCACACUGCUCUAUGCCUACAGGGCAAAGAAUAUCAAGACAAGGGUCAAGCGCAAUCUGCUGAAUGUCUCCUACCGCAUCGCACAGUACACCGACGUCAUCUCUGACCUGCGCAGGGAAAUUGAGCACCUCAAGUCAAAGAUUGAGAAGCAGGACAAGGAGAAGAAAAGUGACCCCAACGUCCUGGAUAUACAAGUCACCAUCCCCCAUGAUGCAGAGGAGGACAGUCGUCUACAGAUGAACAAGAUCCGGGCACAGCUUAUUGGGGCUUUCAAGGAGCAGAUGGAGAUGCGGCGCAGCCUGGUGGAGCUGGAGAAUACCAACAUUGAGCUGCACAUAGACAUGUCUCGCCACCUGCUUACCAUUGCAGACUGGGAGCGAGAGAAGACCCACCACCAAGCAAACAUGGACAAUGGUGAGAAGGAAGAGGAGCCCGCGGAUGCUGAUGGAGAGGAGACUGAGGCUUCCGAGCCCCCAGAGGUGGCGCUGGCCAGAGAGGAGGUGAACCUGCUCUUGGCUGAACAGCGGAAAACAGCAGCCCUCAAGGCUGGACUAGAGCAGCGCCUGGCCCAUGCCAAGCAGAAGGCCUCACAGAUGGAGAAGCUGCUGCCCAGGCAGGUGACCAGUGAGGACCAGCGGGAGGUGCUGCAGCUGCUGUGCAGGGCCCACCAGCUGGAGGUGGAGAACACAGAGCUGCAGGCCGACAACCUGUGCCGCAAGAACCUGCUGUGCCAGAAGGACUUCGUGAUCCAGCGCUAUCACCAGCACCGGAUGCUGUGCGAGCAGGUCAUCCAGGGGCAGCGGCAGCUGAUGAAGGACAGUGGCAUUUCAGCCCCGGAACCUCUGGAGCAGCAGUACCGACUGUACCUCCGGGAACUGGGCGAGGGCACAUUGGACCGCCUGCUGUUGCAGCUCUCGGUGAUGUCCAGCUCCAUCCAAGAUGGUCCCAUUAUGAACGUAUCACCCCCACCACCUGAGGAGACCAGUGGAGAGCCUCCAGGUGACAGGCGGGACCUCCCAUGGGGUGCCACAUUUGAGCUGCCCCAGAUGCUCCUGGAGAGAGACAGUGAUGGGAACAGGUCUUCAAAGAGCACUCCAUUGUGGAGGCUUGGGAAGCAGGACUCUCUUCUCCCUCCUCCAGCCCUCCGCAUCCUGCUGACACCCCCCAUGCUUGAGAAGCCCCAUGCUCUAGGAGCAAAGAGCCUGGUCUCCAGACUGCAGCCCCCAGCGGGCUUGGAGCUGAGAACCCCACAGCCAGCAGGAGAGAUGAGCAGCCCCCCUCUGAGUGUCCAGGCCCUCAAAGAGAUGGCCCUGGGCACCAAGAGCAUCGCCCUCCUCGCAGCCAGCCGUCGCUGCAAAGUGUACGACAAAGAGGGCAGCUGCCUGGACUCCAGGGACCCCAGCCCUGCAGACUGGAGGUGGCCCCACGCCAGCCCCAGCAGGGACCGCUCUGUGGAGAGGAAGACAGGGAGGAAAAGGUCACCCUCCUUCACCUGGAGCCUGCAACAAACAACGGAGAAACAUCAGCCCUCUACGGAACAUCCAUCUGAGAGCCAACUGUCCCCAGCACACCUCCAGCCACCAAAGCCAUCAGGGAAGAGCUUUUUCCCUGCUGUCCCUGUGGCCUCCAAGAUGAAACCCAGCCUCAGUUUUCACACAGAUGAAAACACGCUCCAUGUGCCGGAGGUCAGCUUCACCUUCCCCAGCGCCGUGUGGCAGAGCAACGCAGCCCCAAGCCGGCCUCCCCUCCUGCCACGUGACAUCCGAGGGUCUACAGACAGCAGAGGCCGGCGUCACAGCCCACUGCCACCCAACAAUCCUCCCAAGCUCCAGGGUGGCAGUGCCAAGAGACCAAGGCGUCCUAAGUAGAUGGCAGCAGGAGCUGGUGACCUGGAAGGCCGAGCGUCCUGGGGACCCCAACACUGGACAGAGAUGGAGAGUGGGACAGGACACAGGGGUCACCUCUCAUGGCAAAGGACCUGUCUGAGACCUCUGUUUUGUCUUUGGGUCUUUCUUGGAUCAUUACAGUUGCUGAGGAUGCCCCCUGGGAUAUCCCUGGAUUCCGAUGACUGACAGCCCAUGGCUCACACUCAGGCUGUAGGGGUCCCUGGGGGAGGGCUGAGCACCCUCAGAUGGGAUGGAAGAAUAUGUCCCCAUCACCACCACUGAGCAGUCCGCAGGUGGUUCUGGGGAUGCCAGCACCAGAGAAGACAGGAUGGCUUUUUUCCUGCUACCUGGUUCUGCCUCCAAGCUCCCAAAAGCUUCCCAAGCUCUCAGCCAUGCUGACAGGGGAGCUGAUGAUGGUGGGGAGGCAAGAGGGAACAGCCAGGGCUAGUGAGAUCUGUAUGCUUUGCUUUACUGGGGACCUGCAUGGGGAGCAUCUAAGAGGCUUAGGAGUUUGGGUCUAUUGAUACGUUUUAUUUGAGACAGAGUCUCAUGUAGCUCAGGCUGGCCUUGAACUUGCAAUGCAGCUGAGGAUGACCCUGAACUCUUGAUUGUCCUGCCUUCCUCUCUCAACUUUUCAGAUUAUAAGCACAGGCCAUCAUACCUGGUUUAUGUGGUGCUGGGGAUGGAACCCAGGAUCCUAUGUGUGCUAGGCAAGUACACACCCUACAGACAUUCCCAAGGCUUUC